Exophiala viscosa is the source of this 2187-nucleotide messenger RNA. RefSeq names its product GMC oxidoreductase-domain-containing protein. Gene Ontology annotation, molecular function: oxidoreductase activity, acting on CH-OH group of donors; flavin adenine dinucleotide binding. The transcript is spliced from 4 exons. NCBI's taxonomy places the organism in Eukaryota, Fungi, Ascomycota, Eurotiomycetes, Chaetothyriales, Herpotrichiellaceae. Bases 126 to 1958 code for a protein of 610 amino acids. The record is from RefSeq and is a predicted model, not a curated record.
GGACAACUCCUCCCUGUUCUGUGUUGCCUCCAUCUCUUUCAGCUUAAUCCAGACACUACUUCCCACACCUUCCCCUUCUUUAUACACUUGAACGCUCACAUAGUGAACUUUGAUCCAACCUCAAGAUGCCCAUCCAUACACAACUUCCAGAAGACUUCAAUGACGUGGAUGUGGUCGUAGUCGGAGGAGGCACGACGGGAUGUACAGUCUCUGCACGAUUGGCGGAAGCUGAUCCCAAGCUACGCAUUCUAGUCAUCGAGCAGGGUAUGAACAAUCACAAUCGGCCCGAGGUCGUUCACCCUGCGCUGUUUCCCUCGAACAUUCUCACCGAUAGCAAGACGGCAUUGUUCUGGAAGGGAAACAAGUCGGAGAAAUUGGCGAACCGCGAGCCGAUCGUACCCUCCGGAGGCAUAUUGGGUGGUGGCUCAUCCAUCAACUGGAUGGUGUACACUCGAGCCCAAAGAGAUGAUCUCGAUUCCUGGAAGACACCCGGAUGGUCCGCCAAUGACUUGUAUCCAUUUUUGAAGAAGUUUGAAACAUAUCACGGCCAGGGCGAAAAGGAACACCACGGCCACGAUGGGCCCAUCCAUGUGUCCAGCGGCACAUUCCGUGCUAAAGCAGCUGAGAAUGAUUUCAUUGAGGCUGCCGCUAAAAUGGGCUAUAACGAGCUGAAGGACCUUCAGAACCUUGACACAAACAACGGAACAGAACGCUGGCUACGCUACGUCAGUCCGGACGGGAAACGCCAGGAUGCUGCCCAUAGAUACCUCCACCCUAAACUGGAGAGUGGUGACUAUCCCAAUUUACAUGUCCUCGUGCAGAACCAGGUUGUCCGUGUCUUGUUCAACGAAGAGAAGCGAGCCGUUGGGGUGGAGUACCAGGCCAAUCCCAUGUUUGAGACGGCCAGCCAAUCUACCCGUCGUACGAUGCAUGCCUCGAAGAUGGUUGUACUCUCAUCAGGUGCCAAUGCAACACCACUUAUUCUGGAACGAUCUGGAGUUGGCGACCUGGAAUAUGUCAAGCGAACUGGAGCCGAACUUGUGGAGAACUUGCCUGGUGUCGGCAAUGACUACCAAGAUCACCACUUAACCUUGUAUGCUUACCGUACCAGCCUUUCACCACGAGAGACCAUCAACUCCUUUGCGGAUGGCCGCUUCAACGUUCAAGAGAUGAUCAAGAAGAAUGAUGAGCUGUUGGGUUGGAAUUCUAUGGAUGCCUCAGGCAAGUUCCGUCCGACCGAGGCUGAGGUUGAAGCACUUGGACCGGACUUCAAGGAAGCCUGGGAUCGUGACUUCAAGAACGCUCCCAACAGGCCUUUGAUGAUUAUUGCCAUGUAUCUGAGUUUCUUUGGUGAUCACUCGACACUGCCAGGCGACGCCGAGUACGUCUCGAUGGCCAACUGGACCGCGUACCCCUAUUCGCGCGGCCACAUUCACGCCACCGGUCCUGAGCUGACUGACCCUAUUGACUUUGACGUCGGCUACCUCAAGGACGUCAAUGGAGUCGACGUGAAGAAGCAUAUCUGGGCCUACAAAACUCAACGCGAGAUGUUCCGCCACAUGGGCAUUUACCGUGGUGAGCUGGCCUCAAGCCAUCCAAAAUUCCCACCUGGAUCUAAAGCCGCCGUCGUCGAGAAGGCAGAUGGCCCUGUUCCGGACGACACCAAGCGCAUCGAGUACACUGCCGAGGACGACAAAGCUAUCGAACAGCAUGUCCGUGAGACCGUUUCCACAACAUGGCAUUCACUCGGCACUGCAAAGAUGGCGCCCAGGGAUCAGAAAGGUGUCGUCGAUGCGUCGCUGAGCGUGUAUGGGCUGAAAGGGCUCAAGAUUGCCGAUCUGAGCAUCGUGCCUGAAAACGUCGGUGCCAACACCAACAAUACAGCUUUCUUGGUCGGCGAGAAGGCUGCGGAUAUCUUCAUCAAAGAGUUGGGACUCCGUGGUAAGUCGAAGUGGUAGUCUUUCAUCAGGGUAACUAAUGGCUAUAUAGGAGCAGGAUUGACAAAUGGGUCAACAAAUGGGGCGACAAACGGGGUAACGAACGGCAUUACUAACGGAUUGACAAAUGCUGUUAAACAAAUCGCCGCAGCCCUGAACUGAUGUAUUGAAACCAUUUCUCAGCAGAACUUUUCGACAACCACCAACAAAAGCCCUCGACUCAACUCAGCUCAGGAAGGCCUGGAAUAAU